UCGAAAGGUAUUUCUGUGAAAGAAGCAUUAAUUAAAUGGGAAGAUAAAACUGGCUCAAAAUCUUCAGAAGCAGUAAAAGUGGAAUUGUACGCUUCCAUUCCUCCCAUUGACAGACUCGAUGCUUCCAUUUCUACUCUGACUGCAUGCCAGCAGUUGUCAUUGUCCACAAAUUGUAUCGAAAAAAUAACGAAUUUGAAUGGACUAAAAAAUUUGAAGAUUUUGUCUUUAGGAAGAAACAAUAUUAAAAGUUUAACUGGCUUGGAGACCGUUGGUGAAACAUUGGAAGAGCUUUGGAUAUCGUACAAUCAAAUUGAAAAAUUGAAAGGAUUGAAUGUAUUAAAAAAACUCAGGAUACUCUACAUGUCCAACAAUCUGCUGAAAGACUGGACUGAAUUUCAAAAACUGGUCAGUUCGUGUUUAUUUAUCUUAUAA
Helobdella robusta is the source of this 432-nucleotide messenger RNA. RefSeq lists its product as hypothetical. Gene Ontology annotation, cellular component: cytoplasm. The transcript has 6 exons. NCBI's taxonomy places the organism in Eukaryota, Metazoa, Annelida, Clitellata, Rhynchobdellida, Glossiphoniidae. The annotation marks the transcript as partial. Gene Ontology annotation, molecular function: protein kinase binding. The record is from RefSeq and is a predicted model, not a curated record.